AUGCCGCUCGUUCAGUCACCAGUUAAUGCGAGUGUGCACGACUUUAACGAGGUUCCGACAUCGUUACUGUGGGAGGUUCAAGCUUCGUUGAAUGAGGCGGCUGGCCUCGCCGGUAACUGUCGUGCAGAUGCGCAACUGAAACACCUGGAAGAUACCUUCCAUCGUACCAAAUGGAAGCUCAGGAUUUGCAAGACAAUGAGAGCUUCAAUGGUUGAUCUAGCAGGUACAGGCUGGCGCCUAGUCAGAUUAUGGCAUGCUAUCAGUAUACUGGUCUUUUCUAUCUCAGUGAACAUCACCAGCGAUAUCGAAUUGACUUAUUCUACCGAUUGGGAUGAGCGUCCCUGCGAAGAGCUUUGGAGAUCUCAGAUCUUUCCGAACCUGGUGGGGGGUGCCGAAGACGCAGUCUGUGCUGCAAGGCGGAUUCCAUUGGCUGCACUUUCAUCAUGUGCCGCAGCUCGAACCUUUGUCACCAUGCGCAAGCUCGGCAAUUCAUUCUCCAAGGCACUGCACUGUGAGCCGGGAAGAUUCGGCGGUACUAGUUCUGGCUGGCUCGCUAUGCGCAAUUCGGUGUGCCGAUUACUUAAGGACUGUAACAGUAAACUUACUUGGUUUCCUGCAGCUUCGGUCAUCAAUCCGAAUCUACGCGUUGCACAAUUCCUUGCCUCAUUCUGCAAAUUCGAGAAACCAAAAUCUCUGAGGCUCGCAAGGGAUAUUGUGACGCGCAUUUGUAUCCUUGCUCGUGGCAUGCAUGCAGUACGCUCCGUGCGACUGGCAGCAGCUCGACGUGAUAGCAGGCUCACGAUGGCUAGAGCACAAUUCGCUCUAACCUGUCGGCGACCAUCAAAAAUUGAUCUUGUUUCGAAGCAUUCCAUUGAAUUGGCGUACCUGCGACUUCAGCGACUCUGGGCGUUUGUCAAUUGGUCCAUAACCUUAUGCAACGGCCUUGCACAAAACGAGUCUUCAAAUUUCAAUCUAGAACGAUCUGCAAUUGCAAGUGCAUUGGAUGUAAAGCUUCGCCAUUGCCUCUCUCAGCUUAGUAAUGCUGGACAUAAAAGUCGAUGGAACCCCCAGGAACUUCUUAACAGAAGUCAGGGCAAGCAAGGCACCUGGGUGCCCCUUACGUUGUAUGGAGCUUUCUUAUCGCAGGAAAAUACUAACAAGCAUCUGUUGCCAACGUCGAGGCCAUCCGAUCUCACAGAUGGGCUCACAGUAGCUGAUCAAUACAUCGGAAAGAUGGAGGAGCGCCAUCGUAAGCGCCUGAUAGGAUUCUCGCUCGCUGCUGGGAUGUUGGCAGCUUCUUAUGAAAGGCCUUCAUUUUUAUCUGCAGAGUAUUCUCGCCUGGCGCGAAUUUCGCACACACCACUGACUCUUUUGUUCCAGCCUCCUGGCGUAGACAUGGGUGAACAUUCGUCCACGUCCGACCAACGGGCCUCUCGUGAUCCACACGUUCUUCAUAUCCAGUUAUUGAAUCGUUGCUCUGUGGGUCCCAUGCUCACGUAUUCAGAAUCAUCUAUCAUCCCUCAAUCUGUAUUUGAUUAUAAAUGGGACUCAUGCCUCGAAGCUUUCGAAGCACAGCUGCAAGUCAUUGAACUUGACAGAUGCGGCUCGGUUUGCACUUCCACGCAACUUUUGCGCAGUAACAUAGUCCUGUUCCGGCAGCUUUUACUGUCCCGAAAAUGCGAUCAACGCGAUACUGAAUGUCACACCAUCGGCCAAAUAAAAAAUGCCAUUAGACCAAGCAGAGCCAAUCUGGCAAUCCAAUCUCCAACCAAUCCGAUGGACUAUCCAAACGCUCCCUGCAGCCAAUUGGAUAAGGUGCGUGCCAUUUUGAUAGAUCUACAAAGCGUAUUGAGGAAUUCGCCAAGUGAAUACAAAGAUAUGAUUUCCAAGUCAAUGAGCAUCACCGACGUGCUGUGUAUGCUGUAUGGACUCCAUACACAUAUGGCCUUGCUCUUGGCACCUUCGAGAAUGAAGCAGUUUUCAACAGUCGUAGCGUUAAAUGUGCCUUUCGGAUUACAUAGAAGGAUCGUAGAUUGUGUCUUUUCUAUGAGCACCAUUAUUCGACACUCACGGGCAAUAGUAUCUCUCGCAAAUGCCACGAUAUCGUCACGUGGAGCUCAGCAUGGCCUAGCUGUCCUGGUUACAGACGCUGCUUUUGUUGAGACAAUAAUAUGUAGCGCCUCUGCCUGCCUUGCGACCGAUGUGUAUGUCGAAUCUAUCGGAUUAGUUGCUGAUGUGCGUUGUUCUAUCGUUGGUGCGCGCAAUAUCAAUCACGUAGAGCUCACAACAGUGACCGAUGUAUAUCGCCGAUGGGCUAUAGACCGCAUCAAUACUUCGAGAGGGGAACGCACCGCCAAUUCUCAUUUGAUCCCUUGCCCUCUCCCAAGUGACCAUUGUGUCCUUGAGGCCCGUUGCUCCCUAAACGACAACUUGGGUCCUCUUCAUGAGAAAAUGUUCUGUCUGAUGAGGUGCUGCUUUCGAGACGUAAUUCAAACGACAAUCUUUAGGAUAAAAUCCGCCUGCGAUGCGAAUGUGGUAAGCCUGAGCACCAAUAGCUUCGAGGCACUGCGACUAUCCAUUUCCAACGAGCUCAUUCAUUGGCCCUUGUUAACUGGAACGGGACUUCAUAAAGAUAAUCAGCUAGUUGAAGUCGUAUGUAGCUCUGCGGCUCAAUCCUCACUCUCGCAUGUGCUGGUCUGUCUUUUCUUAAUGAAAGACAAUUCCACUUUCAUUAAGCUGCACGUGCUUCAUGUUGUGGUUGCAUUGAUAUUACUCAGAGAUGAUCUGAAUGUCUCUUACUCACGUGUUGCUAUGAAACUUCUAAAAGCAUUGCUCAAUGGCUCUUUCGUGGAUCCUAAAAUAAUCCUGAACCUAUUGCGAAUCUUGCGACUGGAAUCUGACUUCAAUGGCCACAUUCAUGUUCGAAGACUAUCUGCUCGUCGCGGUUCACCAAGUUUGUGGAACAGCGUAAUUUUUUUGGCGAGAAAUAUAUUUGUCAAAAUCCCAAGCGAGUAUGUGGCGAGCGGUACCUGUACAUGCGGCAAGAGUAAAACACAUUUCCUUAAUGCCUUGCAAGGCACUUGCGAAGAACUCACCCAACCGGGCACUAGCGUGUCUAAUUCUCACUUGCAUGGGCGUCUAGCGAGUGAAAUAAUGUCAAUCAUAAGUGAUGAGCACAUCCUAACCGGUGAUUUGAGCUUGUACAGUUCAGUUCACCUGUGCCAACAAGUUCAACGGUGCCAAUCAUCUGAAUCUAAUCACACGCUUACCUUGGGAGCAUGGGCGGGCUCAAGUGUCAGCCUAUCAAUUGAUUCGUCAGUCCUGCUAGACUUUACCACCCAAGGUCCAAAAAGUAGCGGGAAUUUGCGAGUCGGUGAUCAAGCAAAGAAAAGGUCUGCAAUUCCCACCUGGGCCACGCGACCAGUGGGGCAUAUUCUUCCGCAGGGGCGGUUGCGUCGUUUUAAAAUUAACACCAACUCAAAUUAA
Messenger RNA from Aureococcus anophagefferens, 3486 nucleotides. RefSeq lists its product as hypothetical. The record is from RefSeq and is a predicted model, not a curated record. Lineage: Eukaryota; Pelagophyceae; Pelagomonadales; Pelagomonadaceae. Bases 1 to 3486 code for a protein of 1161 amino acids. The transcript has 9 exons.